AUGGAUAACCAUCCGAGCGAGACAUCUUACCCGAGUCCUCCUGCGUCUAUCCAUAGUCCUGACUCCAGAGUGGUGGAAUCUGGGUCUAUGGAGGACGGGAGUCCUCUGGAAAACGGCCAAACUACGCAGUCUCCAGAUCAUACCUCUGUGCAAGAUAGCAGUUCACUACAAAAGCCAGGUGCUUCGACACACCCAGGAGCACAAUCACCUCUACCAAAAAGGAAACCUCGUAGCAUGGCCUUCUCUCGAGGCAGCGGCUCAGAUUGCGACGACGACGAAUCUUCUACUAAACGGCAACGUCAUGAAUGCGAAGAACCGCGAAACCAGUGCCUAGGAUGUCCCUUCUAUAAAAGAGAUCCUCUCAAGUACCAAGUUUGCCUGAGUUAUCAGCUCCGGCGGAUCAAAGACGUCAAGCAGCACCUCCACCGGAAGCAUAGCAAGCCCGAAUUCUACUGCUCCCGGUGCUUCCAAGUCUUUUCUACCGCCUCUGAUCGCGACGUGCACACUCGGCCGGCGAGUUGCCAGAUGUGUACCGACCCGCAGUAUGACGGGAUCACCGAACAGCAGAAGAAAGCCCUUACAAUGUACGUCAACCGGAGUAAGCGCCUGGAAGACCAGUGGUACGAGACGUUCGACAUCAUUUUCCCCGGCGAGGCCAAGCCUGAAUCCGUUUUCGUAGGCAACUACUUUGAGGAGGUGACACCGCUGCUUCGCGCACUCUGGAACACACGGCGGUCCGGGAUCAUCGGCCACUUCAAUUGUGUCGACCAGAGAAGCAUCAGCGCUAUCAUGAACACCGUCUUUGAUCAAUUUGCGGAGUCAAUAGAUAGCACUGCUUCCGAACAGGGCUCGUCAUCGAAUACGGGACUGGACGCGCAGAGCAUGGAAACGUCGCGCGUGAGCCGCAGGAAUUCAUUUCAAUUGCCUGAUUCGGGACCGCAAUUUGCGCCUGACGAGGUUGUUGGAGAGGUGCUUGGUCAAUUUAGUCCCGAAGAAGCGUUUUAUUUUAGUUCACCCUUUGAUAUGAACACUCAAUUUGACUCUCUUUUCCAGAGUUAUUAG
Molecule: messenger RNA, 1062 nt
Organism: Hyaloscypha bicolor E
Lineage: Eukaryota; Fungi; Ascomycota; Leotiomycetes; Helotiales; Hyaloscyphaceae
Exons: 1
Coding region: 1-1062 (353 amino acids)
Source: RefSeq, a predicted model, not a curated record